AUGUCGGCCCGCUCGUCGUCGCUCCUCUCGCAGACUCCCUCGUCCCGACGCCCUCCCUUCCAGUCGCGCGGAUCAUCCUCGCUCGCAUCGCAGGUCUCGCCUGCCUCUCGAGACGGAACGUACUCGACGCCGCAGCGCAAGAAGGGCGGGCCGUCACUCUCGCUCGCGCUCAGCACCAACACCUCGCCGAGCGGACACUCGACCACCGCAGACGGAGAACAGAUCCACCCGCUCAAGUACACCUGGGACGUGUGGUUUUCGCAGCGGCAGGGGAACGCAAAGAACGGCAAGAAGGACGAGCAGGGGAAGAACGGUACGAAUGGGACGCAGAAGGAGAAGGAGAGCCGUGAGGACUGGGAGGGAGGGGUCGUCAAGCUUGGCGGGUUCUCCAGCAUCGAGUCCUUGCACCCCUUCCUCGCACACCUCGUCCCUCCUUCCCAACUCCCCGGCUCGCUGCACACGACCCACACGCUCUUCUCCCCGUCCUCUUCCUCCCCCGCCCCUCCCGUCUCCCACGUCAUCUGCGACUACAACGUCUUCCGUUCCUCGAUCGCGCCCGCAUGGGAAGACGACAACAACGUCGGCGGAGGACGGUGGGUCGUCCGUUUGCGCAAGGGCGUUGCGGAUCGUGUUUGGGAGGAAGUCGUGUAUGCGCUUGUGAGUGAGAGGAUUGGAGGUGAGGACGAGCGCGCGGGUGAGAAGGUCAAUGGGGUGGUGCUUAGUGUGCGCAAGGACGAGGAUAUCCUCAGCGUCUGGCUUGCGCCGAGCUCGCGAACCGAACGCGAUGUCAUCCGCGAGUCUCUCCGUACCGCCCUCUCCCCGCUGCUCACCUCGACCUCGACCUCCAACCUCCAACUCGACUACAAGCCGCACCCCGUCGUCGGCUCGGGAGGCGACCCCACUCCCACCUCCAAACGCCUGACCGACCUCUCACUCGACUCGCCCUCCGCUUCUCCAAUCGGCACAGGGAGGACUCACCACCUCCAACGAAGGGGAGACGGCGAACGAAGGUCCCACAGUGGGAUUUCGAGGCGUGCCGAGGGGGGGUUGGGAGAGGGAGAGGCAUUUGGAACGCCGUUGAGCGAGAGGAGGAGUCUGGGGGGUUUGUCACGCGGCGGGAGCGGGCGCGGGGACUCGCCUUCGUCCAACAGUGGUGGUGGAGGAGGGUUCGGGUCGUACGUCCCUCGCGUGCGGAACAAUGACGACCGAGGGGGCGAGUCGUCAUUCGAGCGGAUCGAGAGGAGGGUGAGGGAAUCGAGUCCGGCGGGGGUUAUUGGAGGCGGGGCGUUCGGCAGGAGUAAUGUUGGGGUUAGGAGUAGGGAGGGGUCGGGAAGGGCCGAGGAGGACCGGUGGGGAAGGUUGUGA
Molecule: messenger RNA, 1365 nt
Organism: Rhodotorula toruloides NP11
Lineage: Eukaryota; Fungi; Basidiomycota; Microbotryomycetes; Sporidiobolales; Sporidiobolaceae
Product: translation initiation factor eIF-4E
Exons: 3
Coding region: 1-1365 (454 amino acids)
Biological process (GO): translational initiation
Cellular component (GO): eukaryotic translation initiation factor 4F complex; cytoplasm
Molecular function (GO): RNA 7-methylguanosine cap binding; translation initiation factor activity
Source: RefSeq, a predicted model, not a curated record